Exophiala aquamarina CBS 119918 is the source of this 891-nucleotide messenger RNA. Its product is annotated as methylsterol monooxygenase. Gene Ontology annotation, biological process: ergosterol biosynthetic process. The transcript is spliced from 3 exons. Bases 1 to 891 code for a protein of 296 amino acids. Gene Ontology annotation, molecular function: C-4 methylsterol oxidase activity; iron ion binding. Lineage: Eukaryota; Fungi; Ascomycota; Eurotiomycetes; Chaetothyriales; Herpotrichiellaceae. The record is from RefSeq and is a predicted model, not a curated record.
AUGCUGAACUCCACGAUAGCCUCUCCGGUGACCUACACGGAUUACUUCAACGAUAUCUCUCAAUACAAUGUACACCUCAAUAUCUUUGAAAAGGCCUGGUCCGCCUGGUAUGCCUACAUGCAGAACGACGUCCUCGCCACCGGCAUCAUGUCCUUCAUCCUCCAUGAAACCGUGUACUUCGGCCGCGCCCUCCCUUUCAUGGUCAUGGACAAGAUUCCUUAUUUCCAUCAGUUCAAGAUUCAAGGUCAAAAAAUGCCCACCUUUGCUGAGCAAUGGGCAUGCGCCAAGUUGGUCCUCCUCUCGCACUUUACCGUCGAAUUACCUCAGAUCUGGCUUUUCCACCCCAUGGCUCAAUACUUUGGCCUUACUACCACGGUUCCCUUCCCUUCUUGGAUCACCAUGUCGUGGCAAAUCGCCUUGUUCUUCGUCCUGGAAGAUGCUUGGCAUUAUUGGUUUCACCGCGCCCUGCAUCAACCGCGCCUGUAUAAGUUGAUCCACAAGCUCCAUCACCAGUACAGCGCGCCAUUCGGUCUGGCAGCAGAAUAUGCAUCUCCUCUUGAAACCAUGAUCCUCGCUUUCGGAGCGGUCGGAAUCCCCAUCGCCUUCUGCGCCGUCACCAAGGACCUGCAUAUCAUUACCAUGUACAUUUGGAUCAUCCUCCGCCUGUUCCAAGCCAUCGACGCACACUCCGGCUACGAGUUCCCCUGGAGCUUGCAUCAUUUCUUGCCCUUCUGGGCCGGUGCCGAUCAUCACGACGUGCACCAUGAGAAGUUCCUUGGAAACUACGCCAGCUCGUUCAGAUGGUGGGAUGCCAUAAUGGACACUGAAGCCGGAAGUGCUUCAGCCGCAAAGAAGCGCUCUCAACAGGAGGCCACCAAGAAGCUGCAGUAA